GUUUCGCGCCGGUCGCGAGUGUCUACCGGUCCACCACCCAGUCAUUACAGCUUUCACGGUUCACACUGCGGUGUCUGAUACAUGAUCUGCCGUCGUCUACGCUAGAGGCUGCCAGACGCUUCAGCACUUUCUGAACUUCUCGGACAAGCAGCAACCGAGCGUGCUUCCAUCAUGUCCACGCCCGAGCAAACGGAGGAGAAGGGCGGCGGGUCUCCGACCCUCACUCACGCCGCCACAGUGUCAGAGAGCGACCUCGAGAAGUUCCCUCCUCACAAUGAGCGACACAACCAUCUGCUCCAGAUCCCGACCCAUCCAGACCGUUUUCCUGCCAACUCAUUCCUGUCUCCGAACCGAGACCACACCAGGGAGCAAGCCACCCGCCUCAAUGACGACCUCAUGCUCCUUCAAGCCGAGCGUGCUGUGAGCGAACAGGAGGGCAGCGAGUUGCGCCGUUCUGUGUCUAGAGUCCGCAGCGGUCAGCCAGAAGAGGACGUCUUCAAUCAACCCGCAGCGCCGACUGCCGUGGCCAUUCCAGUCGAAGCAGACAACCGUGCCCACAAGAUCGUGGAUGGAGUCAAAGGCCUUCCUCGAUUUGUUCGCUACUUCUUCUACUGCUUGCCAGUGGCGGGUAUCCUACUCGUCCCUGUGCUUCUUGGAUAUUUCCAGGACGACGACAAGCAAACUGUCAUCGGGGGUCCUGGCGGUGUUCCUCUGCUGUGGUUUGGCAUAUGGUUGGAGGUCGUGUGGCUCUCUCUCUGGGCUGCACGUAUCUUCACCUCGAUCCUCCCAUUUGUCCUGAAGGGCUUUGCUUUGGCAUUUGGGGCUGGAUCAUCGAAUCAGUGGAAGGACAUGGGUCGCCAGAUUGAGCUUCACUUCGCCCUCUUCUUGUGGAUGCUCGCAGUGUUGAUCUCCUUCUGGCCCACCUUCAACAACCACAAAGUGCCUGCCUCCGAAGAGGAGAGCCCCGGGAACCCCUUCCCGGAGGUCGAAUGGAUGAACACUGUGAACAAGGUCAUUAUUUCCAUCUUCGUUCUUUCAGUCAUGAACUUUGUGGAAAAGAUCAUCAUCCAGUGGAUUGCCAUGUCAUUCCACACACGCACGUAUAUGACUCGCAUUGAGGAGAACAAGCAGAGUAUUGCAUAUCUCGUUCACCUGUAUGAGCACUCCAAGGAUCGCCUCGUCUCGGAAGCUUCCGUCAUGCAUACGGAUGGCGCGACUGCUUCUGGAGCUUGGACGCCCAUGGCUGCGAUCCAAAACAAUGCCCGUGAGACUGCGGCCAUUGUAGGAGACGCUGCCAAACGCAUGGCAGGAGACUUUACUGGACGCAAGGUCAAGCUCAGCAACCACCCACGAAAGGUAGUUACCGAGUUGCUGCGGUCGACCCAAUCUGCUCAGGUCCUGGCACGACGACUAUUCCGUACCUACGCUCCUGACGAGGAGGCGCUCCUGCGGCCUCAUGACCUUCGACCGGCUUUCCCCUCCGAUGAGGAUGCGGAGGCGGCGUUCUCCAUCUUUGAUCGCGAUCUUAAUGGCGACGUCUCGAUGGAAGAGCUCGAGGCCUUUUGCGAUGAGGUGCAUCGCGAGAAGAAAGCGAUCGCCGCCUCUCUCAAGGACCUGGACAGCGUCGUCCGCAAGCUUGACCGCGUCUUCUUCGUCAUCAUCUUCAUCAUUGCGGUCAUCGUCUUGAUUUCGAUCGUCUCAGCUUCUGCUGCUGCUGCUCUUGCAUCCCUUGGCACGGCUGUGCUCGGUCUCGCCUGGGUGUUGCAAGCCACAGCGCAAGAGUUCCUGCAGUCCAUUAUCUUCGUCUUCGUCAAGCAUCCGUUUGAUGUUGGUGACCGCAUCACAGUCUACGGCAACACAGGUGCCUUGGGCAGAGGAGAUGAUUACUACAUCACCGAGAUCUCCCUUCUUUACACCGAGUUCAAGAAGAUGGAAGGACACAUUGUGCAGGCUCCCAACUCACUGCUCAACACGCUGUUUAUUCUCAACCACCGCCGCAGUGGAGCUCUUGCUGAUGUGUUUGAGCUGACUAUGAAGUACGGCACUCCGUCCAGCGUGAUUAAGGAGCUCGAGGCGCGCAUGACAGAGUUCGUUCUUGACAACAAGCGCGACUACACAAGCAAGAUUAUCACCGAGGUUCGGAACUUCGAGGAUGCCUUGAGGAUGAGAGUCAACUUUAUUUGCUUCCACAAGACAAGCUACCAGAACGAGCUUCUCCGCCUGACGCGACACAACAAAUUCGCGAUUGAGCUCAUGAACCAGAUGGUUGAUCUGGGUAUUGAACAACCUCGCCAGCAAAUACAGAUCUCUGGCCGAGACUACCCUGUUUACCAGUCCAACAUCCAACCUCCCACAUAUGAGGAGCAGCAGCAGAACAACACUGUUGACCCAUCCAUGCUUGCUGCUACCCGCCGUCGAGCCGGUAGCACCACUGCAUCCGAUACAGGUGACAUGUACCAGGACGUCUACGUUGCCCGCAGGCAGAGCACGGCCAGGUACCAGCACAUGCCUCCGCGGAUCACUGAGGAAAGUCCAACACCAAACGCGAGCGCUCUACACCUAGAUCGCAUGUCAAGCCGCGGCACACAGCAAAGCCACGGCAAUGCCAGCAACACCUCCAAUUUCUUCAGACGCAGAGACACAGUUCGCCAGAGUCACGAGCGUGAUCAGAACAGUAUGGUCUAGCCGAUGUCUCCGUCUGAAUGCAUGGAGCACACUCGGGCGAGCCUGAUAUCGGCUGGGCAAAACGCCACACAUUAUCCUCAC
Messenger RNA from Microdochium trichocladiopsis, 2766 nucleotides. Its product is annotated as Mechanosensitive ion channel-domain-containing protein. Gene Ontology annotation, biological process: intracellular calcium ion homeostasis; calcium ion transmembrane transport. Gene Ontology annotation, cellular component: membrane. Gene Ontology annotation, molecular function: calcium channel activity; calcium ion binding. NCBI's taxonomy places the organism in Eukaryota, Fungi, Ascomycota, Sordariomycetes, Xylariales, Microdochiaceae. The transcript has 2 exons. The record is from RefSeq and is a predicted model, not a curated record. The coding region runs from base 172 to 2685 and encodes 837 amino acids.